CUCUCCCAGCAGUUCCAAGAGCUCAGGGUAAGCCUCAGUCAGAGGUUGGUAUCAGAGACAGGAAGACAGAAUGCAGCAGGUUGUCAUACUCACGCUCCUCUUUGGCCUCGUUUGCCUCCUCCAUGGAGUGCCCUUGCUUCCCGAACCUCUCUUCCCCACACAGGAGAACUUCGACCUGACUAAGUUCAUGGGGAAGUGGCAUGAUAUUGCGGUAGCGUCCACCUGGCCCUGGAUGCAGCGCCACAAGGGAGAUGCAGCCAUCGGAAUCCUGGAGCUGCAGGCAAGCGGCACCGAAGACAAAGUCAGCAUGACAAGGAGCAUGAAUAAGCACGGGACAUGUCAGCAGAUCUCUGGUGAUUACAAGCUGACUGACACACCUGGAAGAUUCACCUACCACAUCGCCAAGUGGGGGGCUGAUGUUGAUGCCUAUGUGGUUGACACUAACUAUGAUGAGUACGCCAUCGUCAUGUUCAGUAAACAAAAAACAGAAGGCGAGAAGACAAAGUCUGCCAAGCUAUACAGUCGCACCAUGGAACUGUCACCCACUAUCCUGGAGGACUUCAGGAGGCUGGUAAAGGAGCAGGGCAUGGCUGACAACGCAAUCUUCAUCAAACAGAACAACGGGGAGUGUGUACCAGGAACAGAGCCUGUAGCAUCAGAGCCUCAGCCUGAGAUCACAGCACCGAGAGCCAAGAGGAACAUAGUCCUCCCUGAGUUGCCCGCUGAGGAGGGUUCUGGUGCCGGAAUCGUGAUGUUCAGGAGUGAAGAGUCCUGUAACGCCGAACCGGACGCAGGUCCCUGUUUCGGGAUGGUGCAGAGGUACUUCUACAACUCUACCAGUAUGGCCUGUCAGCUGUUCACCUACGGAGGCUGCAUGGGCAACCAGAACAACUUUGUGACGGAGAGGGAGUGUCUCCAGAGCUGUCGCAAUGAGGCUGCCUGUAGACUGCCCAUGGAUUCUCGGCCCUGCACUGGACAGCCCAAGAUCUGGGUCUUCCACUCAAACUCUGGUCUCUGUCUGGAUAAUAAAAAGGACUAUUGCCAGGUCAACAGUAACAAGUUCUACUCAAAGAGUGAGUGUGAGGAGUACUGUGGGGUGAUGAAGGAUCCAGGAGAAGGGGAGUUCCUCAAAACAAACUAAAGGAGAUGAGAACACAGAACGUACAGCACAGAUCAACCAAAGAUCAACCACAGAACGUACAGCACAGAUCAACCACAGAACGUACAGCACAGAUCAACCACAGAACGUACAGCACAGAUCAACCACAGAACAUACAGCACAGAUCAACCACAGAACGUACAGCACAGAUCAACCACAGAACGUACAGCACAGAUCAACCACAGAACGUACAGCACAGAUCAACCACAGAACGUACAGCACAGAUCAACCAAAGAUCAACCACAUAACUUACAGCACAGAUCAACCACAGAACGUACAGCACAGCUCAACCACAGAACAUACAGCACAGAUCAACCACAGAACGUACAGCACAGGUCAACCACAGAACAUACAGCACAGAUCAACCACAGAAUGUACAGCACAGAUCAACCACAGAACAUACAGCACAGAUCAACCACAGAACGUACAGCACAGAUCAACCACAGAACAUACAGCACAGAUCAACCACAGAACGUACAGCACAGAUCAACCACAGAACGUACAGCACAGAUCAACCACAGAACGUACAGCACAGAUCAACCACAGAACGUACAGCACAGAUCAACCACAGAACAUACAGCACAGAUCAACCACAGAACGUACAGCACAGAUCAACCACAGAACAUACAGCACAGAUCAACCACAGAACGUACAGCACAGAUCAACCACAGAACGUACAGCACAGAUCAACCACAGAACGUACAGCACAGAUCAACCACAGAACGUACAGCACAGAUCAACCACAGAACGUACAGCACAGAUCAACCACAGAACAUACAGCACAGAUCAACCACAGAACGUACAGCACAGAUCAACCACAGAACAUACAGCACAGAUCAACCACAGAACGUACAGCACAGAUCAACCACAGAACGUACAGCACAGAUCAACCACAGAACGUACAGCACAGAUCAACCACAGAACGUACAGCACAGAUCAACCACAGAACGUACAGCACAGAUCAACCACAGAACGUACAGCACAGAUCAACCACAGAACAUACAGCACAGAUCAACCACAGAACGUACAGCACAGAUCAGAUCAAUAUGUUGAUCAACAGUAACACACUAUGGAUAUCAUACAUUACCAUAGAGCACAAUAAAAUGAUGGAUGAACCUG
This is a messenger RNA of Oncorhynchus keta (chum salmon), 2278 nucleotides long. RefSeq names its product protein AMBP-like. Gene Ontology annotation, molecular function: serine-type endopeptidase inhibitor activity. The transcript is spliced from 10 exons. The record is from RefSeq and is a predicted model, not a curated record. Gene Ontology annotation, cellular component: plasma membrane; cell surface. NCBI's taxonomy places the organism in Eukaryota, Metazoa, Chordata, Actinopteri, Salmoniformes, Salmonidae. The coding region runs from base 71 to 1141 and encodes 356 amino acids.